AUGGACAACGACCUGGAGAGCUCUUCAGCUCCAACCCCCAAUCCAACCUCCAGAAAUAUGAGUCCAGCGGGACAUAUGGAGGAUGCUAGCACCAGCGCGGGUGCACAUUCACAGCCAGCGGGCAUUACACGGCGAGUUGGCUUUCUACGGGGCGGCAUUGCGGGCCGCCGGUUCAGAGAAACAACUCCCCGAAUCGAAAAGAACUUCAAUAUAGCAGACAAAAUGGUUACAGACGUCACUGGAACAACAAUUCGGUCAAUCCCCAUGCUACAAGGCGAGAAAAAUGUGAAUAAUUGGUUAACCAUUGUCAAGUUGCAGCUAAACCACUAUGGCUGGGGGAUUCCGAAGACAUACAAAUCAAAUGGCGAAGUGCCAUGA
Molecule: messenger RNA, 378 nt
Organism: Coccidioides immitis RS
Lineage: Eukaryota; Fungi; Ascomycota; Eurotiomycetes; Onygenales; Onygenaceae
Exons: 1
Coding region: 1-378 (125 amino acids)
Source: RefSeq, a predicted model, not a curated record